Molecule: messenger RNA, 2240 nt
Organism: Syngnathoides biaculeatus (alligator pipefish)
Lineage: Eukaryota; Metazoa; Chordata; Actinopteri; Syngnathiformes; Syngnathidae
Product: astrocytic phosphoprotein PEA-15
Exons: 4
Coding region: 249-641 (130 amino acids)
Biological process (GO): regulation of apoptotic process; MAPK cascade
Molecular function (GO): protein binding
Source: RefSeq, a predicted model, not a curated record
CCCCUCCCUCCCUCCCGCCCCCACUUGCCUCCUCUUCUCCCCAUCUUGCUCUUCAUCGCAUCACCGCGACAUCGCGCGUUGCUGGAGUUUGCUUGGUUUUUUUUUCUCGUUUUUUUUUAAUUCCCCCCCUCCCACCUCCUCGAACGUCUGACCCGUUUCCGGCUCCGCGCCGUCAAAUCUCGCCCCUUUUCCCUCCCUCCGCCAACGUCCAAGCUUACUCGCUGCGACGCUUGGCCGCGCGCGAGACGAUGGCGGAGUACAGCUCCCUGCUCAGCGAGCUGUCGGAGAACAUCACCAACGAGGACCUGGAGCAGCUCAAGUCUGCCUGCAAGGAGGACAUCCCAGAGGAGCACAGCGACGCCAUCGCGUCCUGCAAGGACUGGUUCAGCUACCUGGAGAAGAACGACAAACUGGCCCACGACAACCUGUCCUACAUGGAGCACAUCUUUGAGAUCUCGCGGCGUCCCGACCUUCUGACCCGCGUGAUCGAGUACCGCACCACCGUGCUCAAGAUCGACGAGGACGACGAGAUCGACACCAAGCUGACGCGCAUCCCCUCGGCCAAGAAGUACAAAGACAUCAUCCGCCAGCCAUCCGAAGACGAGAUCAUCAAGUUGGCCCCGCCCCCCAAGAAAGCAUAAAGGGGCGGACCCCCCCCCCCCCCCCCAAUCCCCGGCCGCCACGAGGCCCUUACGCACACGCACGCACGUCCACACGCACGCACGUAACCACCAAACUGACAACACGACGCUUCUAUUUGUACUCUCAUGUCAUGGGUUCCAUUAACGUUAGUACGGUUGGAUGGUUUUGUUUUGUUUUUUUUAAUUAUUUUUUUGUUGAUUUUUGGGGGAGAUGCAAACUAACUUUAGCGCACUAAGUACGUCCAUCUUGUCUCGUCAAGAGUCGAAAGCCUAAACUGACAGUGUCCUCGCGUUUAAAAACAAGAAAAACGGGAAAAAAAAACCCCCCGAGUGUCGACUAUGCUCCCUUUGACCAUCUUUUUCCUCUCACGUGUUGUUGUGCUCGUUUUGGUUGGUUAGCGCGUCGUAGUUAGCGGCUUAGCACAGCUGGAAAUGUCCACCAAAAAAGCGGCGGAUUUGUUCUAUGCAGCCGUGUCUACGUUUUAAAAGUCACACGGCCCGUUCGGGGAACCUUUACUCCAGAUUUCAGUCCCCCCCCCACGGCAGUCCGUUUCCUUGACUUCACUCGGCAAUUUUUCUGGCCCUUCGCACUUUCCAGCUUUGUCGCUAUUUACGCAGAUUUGCUUUUUUUUGGCGCUAAACGGUCCAAAUUGCGAAGAGACUUUCUCGGGGGGGCUCACACUCAACUUUGCCGGUUUGUCAAAGGUCAAAGGUCAACAUCGCAGGUGGAGCCCCCCUCCCGCCCCCCGCGCCGUGAGUAGUGACAAACUUGCACUUUUUCCUCCGUGGCAUUUUUCUCUGCAUUCCAGUGGACCCCCCCAACCUCACCCCACCCUCGUUGCGUUCCAGCAUGAUCGCAGGCUGUCUUUGCUACUUUUUCGGUUCCUUGUUUCUGAAAUUUGGAUCUUGCGUGUGUGAUUUUUUUUUUUUAACCUUGUGCACUCGUUCGCAGGCUCGGUUCCGAAACAGUUUUUUUUUUUUGCUUUUUUUCACGGCGGCGGCGGCCUGGCGUCCCCACCCGCCCCCGCAGCUGCCCCGCUCGAUCGCCAUGGUAACUGUGAGCCAGACGUCAAUAAGGCACAUAGCAACAACAUAUCAACGACAAAAUGAUGUCCGAUAUUAAUUUCCAUCGCAAGUACAUAUCAAGUUAGGAAACACACACAAAAAAAAAACAGAGGCAGAUAUUCGGUGAAGUCAUUUGUGCUUAAAGACUGUUUUUUUUCAUUUUCUUGAAUUUGUAAAUAUGUAUUUUCAAUAUAAGCCACCGUGUUCAUUUGUUAUGAUUAACUUAUUUUCCAGCCAACAUAGUGUUAUUUUUUUGUCCCGUGCGUGCCCCCCGAACCACAUUUUGACUAACUGGCUGUGCUGUGACGAGACAAUUUUCUUUUCCGAACAUUGACAAAAGUGUAAAAAAAAAAAAUUUUUUUAAAAAUGGAAGCGCGAUCCGAACGGCGUGGCGGGUCGUGAGAUCCGAACAAAGGGCGAGCGCGAGAUUCUGGAUUUUUUGCAUGAUGCCAUUAAAGUCGUUUAGGGAAGUCAUUUCGGAUUGUUUUGUUUUUUAUUUUUUUUCCUCCUCCCCCAAGUGUGAAGUUGCUGCUU